Malassezia pachydermatis is the source of this 3171-nucleotide messenger RNA. Its product is annotated as ubiquitin conjugation factor e4. Gene Ontology annotation, biological process: protein polyubiquitination. Gene Ontology annotation, molecular function: ubiquitin-ubiquitin ligase activity. The record is from RefSeq and is a predicted model, not a curated record. Gene Ontology annotation, cellular component: nucleus; cytoplasm; ubiquitin ligase complex. Lineage: Eukaryota; Fungi; Basidiomycota; Malasseziomycetes; Malasseziales; Malasseziaceae. The transcript has a single exon. Bases 1 to 3171 code for a protein of 1056 amino acids.
AUGGGCGAAUCCGCGGACGCAUCCACCACGUGCGUGCGUGCGACGCUGCUGGAAGUCGUUCUCUCCUCGAUGGCCGACGCAGCGUGGACUGCCUGGGAACAGCAGGCGAUCACGACGAUCUUCGGCGUGACCCUCGAUGCACAUAGGCAGGCGUCAUCGUCGGCCACGACCAGCCCGCCUGCGCUUGUCUAUGUCGCGGAUCUUGCGGAGGAACUGCAGGCCGAGCAGCCGGCGCAGCACCCUCCGCAAGCAACGUUGGCCAUGGCCGAUCGUGUGCUGAUUUCGCGCUUGCAGAUGGAGGAGGCGACAGAGAAGAGCUGGGACUAUAUAGUGCAUGCAUGGACGCGGUGCCGCCAGGAAGAAUUGCGUGUAGCGCGGGAGCCUGCCGCGCCCUGGAUCGCCUCGGCCCAGGCCGCGUUGGCGCAUGUCAAGGAGCUGCUCAUUAGCUACGCAGGCAUGGUCCUGGAGAUGCCGGAUAUGUUUCCCUGCGAUACUAAAGACGAUGAAGAGCUGGGACCUGCGGCAUUGGUCCCUACGCUGCUGCAGCUGAGUGUCGCUGUGGACGACGAUGAUCGGGUUGCGCCAUGGUCCGCCCAUGCGUGGGCGAGUGUGCCGCCAUCGAUGGCGUCCACGUUUGUGCGCGAGUUUGUGGAUCGAUUCUGCGUAGACGACUCUAUGGACUCGUUCGACGUGACCCUGGGCGGCGCAUUGCAGGCGAUGACGCAGCGUGUGCUGUACCCGGACGGGCCCAAGGGGGCCGAUGCCAUGGAGGUGGACGACGACGUGCAAAGCGUUCUGGCGCAGAUGCUUGGCAUCCCGAAUCCACGGCGCUCCGCCACACGUACGCCCGGCAUGGACUUGACGCAGCUUGAUUGGCGGCCGAUCCAGCAGGCAUGGGUCGCUCUCAUGCAGCUCAAGACGCUGGCGAAGCACAUUCCUUUCAUGCCAUCGUUUACACCCGCCUGCAGCGCAAGUGAAUGGGAACGCGAGAGCCUGCUUGGCCCCUUACUUCGUCUCUCGUGCUUCCCUGAUGCGUUCCCUGCGAUGGCGCGCGACUCGUUUGCGGAUCCACGCACACGUUCCCCUAUGGAUCUGGACAACACCAUGCAAUCGCUGCGCAUGUCGUGGCGCGUCUCGCAGACCUCCCACUUCCAGAUUUUCAAUGCGAUGAUCCGGGCCGAUGCGACGUCGCGCGAGCAGAUCCUCGCACACUGGGGCACCAUUUGCGAACGAAACGUGAAACGCGGCGCCAUGCAGGUCCGCUCCAAAGAAGUGGCGACCGAUGCGUACAUGGUCAAUGUGUACGACGUGCUCCUCCGCUUUGCCGAGCCGUUUGCCGAGCCUACGUGUGCCAAGAUGGACCGCAUCGACCCAACGUACUUGCGUGUCCAGCGCCGCUGGGAUACCAGCAGCUUUACACGGAUCCUCGCUACGGAGGCAGACGCAAGGGCAUGGCAAAGCGAGGCUGAGCAGCCCACGACGCCGUUCAACUUCAUCACGGACGUGUUUUUCCUGACACAGCGCAUGACGAGCCUUGCCCUCGGCAAAGCGAUGCGGCGCGUCGAGCAGCGUGAAAAAGAACUGGAGCGCCAGAAAAAGCGGUUCGAGGACAUGGAAAACGAGCGGGCGCGGUGGCAGGCGAUGCCGCAUGCGUCGCAGGUGGAACAGCUUUUGCAGCGCGGUCAGGCGCACAUGGACAAGAUUCACAGCGAGAUUCUCGCCGCCCAGACGAUCAUCAUGGAGCGGGAGUUCUUGCAGCGUGUCAUGUCGUUCAUCAGCUUCUCCAUGGUAUGGCUGAUUCGCAUGGCGGCAGGGCCGCACUCGAACUACCCACAAACAGCGCUGACGUUGCCAUUGCCGCCCGAGGUGCCCAGAGCCUUCCAGAUGCUGCCGGAGCACAUCUUCGAGGAUGCAUGCGAUACCGUGCUGUACUACUCGCGCCACCGCCCUGACGUCUUUGAUACGCCGACGCGCGAGAGCAUGGCCGUGUUCUGCACGACCUUCCUUUCGAGUGGCACCUACAUCCGGAACCCCUUCUUGAAAGCAAAAUUGGCCGAAAUGCUCUCGUACAAUGUGAUGCCCUUUGGCUCGCUCACCAUGGGCGUGCUGGGCGAUACCAUCAACUCUCAUCCAUUGGUGAUAGCGCACCUCGUGCCUGCCUUGAUGGCAUUCUGGAUCGAUGCCGAAUCAACAGGCUCCCACACACAGUUCUACGACAAGUUCAACAUUCGAUACCAUCUCGCACAAGUGUUCAAGGCCAUUUGGGAUAACGUGGACCACAAGCAGCAACUACACAAACAGGCGACAGAGCACCAGUCCGACUUUGUCGUGUUCAUCAACCGAUUGAUGAACGACGUCACGUUCCUCCUCGACGAUGCGCUGGACAAACUCGCAGAGCUGCAUACCAAGCAGGCAGAGAUGGACGAAGAAGAACGCUGGCACGAACGUACACCACAGGAGCGCGAAGAGUUUGAAGGGAUCGUACGUGGCAUCCAAUCACAGAUCCGCAGCGAUCUCGGGUUGGGCCAUGAAUUCCUUCGCCUGUUGAUCAUGUUCACCAAGGAAACCAGCGCCUCGUUCAUGUCGCCAGAGAUCGUGGACCGACUGGCAGCCAUGCUCGAUUACAAUCUAGAUGUGCUGGUCGGCCCACGGUGCCAGGAGCUCAAAGUGAAGGACCCAAAACGCGUGGGCUUUGAUCCCAAGAGUCUGCUCAAAGAAAUCCUCUCCGUCUUCCUCAACCUGGCAUCGCACCAGGCGUUUGUGGAAGCGAUCGCACGCGACGGACGUAGCUACCGCCGCGAAACCUUCUCAAAAGCGGCUAGCAUUGCCCAGCGCCAUAUGCUAUUGAGCCCAGCCGACAUCGACACCCUCGCCGACUUGGUGGACCGUGUGGAGCAAGCCAAGCAGGCCGAGGCCGACGAGGAAGAAGACCUAGGUGAGGUCCCCGAUGAGUUCCUCGACCCGCUCCUGGCAACACUCAUGCGUGAUCCCGUGCGCUUGCCGUCCAGUCGUGCUGUGGUCGAUCGAUCGACGAUCAAGGCGCACUUGCUCAGCGACAACACCGACCCCUUCAACCGCAUGCCACUGAAACUUGACGAUGUGGUACCGGACGACGAAUUACGCGAACGAAUCCAGGCAUGGGUAGCAGAGCGCCGCGCCUCCAAGGCCUGA